This is a messenger RNA of Osmerus eperlanus (European smelt), 3102 nucleotides long. RefSeq names its product RAB3C, member RAS oncogene family (gene rab3c). The record is from RefSeq and is a predicted model, not a curated record. The transcript has 5 exons. Gene Ontology annotation, cellular component: plasma membrane; endosome; synaptic vesicle. NCBI's taxonomy places the organism in Eukaryota, Metazoa, Chordata, Actinopteri, Osmeriformes, Osmeridae. Gene Ontology annotation, biological process: protein localization to plasma membrane; protein secretion; regulation of exocytosis. Gene Ontology annotation, molecular function: myosin V binding; GTPase activity; GTP binding. Bases 170 to 844 code for a protein of 224 amino acids.
AGGGACCGACAGUGACGCUCAUAGCCACCAUUACAGCAUCUGCAAAUAAUUCAUUUCGAGAAAGCCUCAGGUUUUCUCAUUUCUAUUAAUUAGCUCUGGGUUCACGGGUAGAUGUAUUUUCAUCACUACAGUUGACUUGAUUUUUUUUCUUUCUUCGUGAUUGAUCAAAAUGGAUUUAUAUGGGAAGAUGGCUGCCACUCAGGAUGUGAAGGGAAAGGAGGGUGCAGACCAGAACUUUGACUACAUGUUCAAACUGCUGAUCAUUGGCAACAGCAGUGUGGGCAAGACCAGCUUCCUGUUCCGCUACGCGGAUGACGCCUUCACCUCCGCCUUUGUCAGCACCGUGGGCAUCGACUUCAAGGUCAAGACCGUCUACAAGAACGACAAGAGAAUCAAGCUGCAGAUAUGGGACACAGCCGGCCAGGAGCGUUACAGGACCAUCACUACGGCCUACUACCGUGGGGCGAUGGGCUUCAUCCUCAUGUACGACAUCACUAACGAGGAGUCCUUCGGGGCUGUGCAGGACUGGUCGACCCAGAUCAAGACCUACUCGUGGGACAACGCCCAAGUGGUCCUGGCCGGAAACAAGUGUGACAUGGAGGAGGAGAGGGUGGUGUCAGUGGACAGUGGCAGACUGCUAGCUGAACAGCUGGGCUUUGAGUUCUUCGAGACGAGUGCCAAGGACAACGUCAACGUGAAGCAGACCUUCGAGCGCCUCGUCGACAUCAUCUGCGACCGCAUGUCCGAGAGCCUGGAUACGGAUCCUGCCGUUACCACGGGAACGCCCGGCGCCAAACUGACAGACAGCGCCCCGCCCCUCCAGCAGCCCGCCUGCAACUGUUAGUGGGCUGCUAUUGUUCAGAGCAGGACGGGGGAGUGGGGUGGGUAGGGUGGGGGUUGUCACAGUGUACAGGGUCAGCUUUUGUUCCAAACCAACACCAACACAUGCUUGCUUGAGUCACUCAGCUCAUCCUGAACAUCCCAAUGUCAAACAACGAGUCGAUCCCCAAUGGUAAGACGUGGAGGAUGGUUUGUAACUACGUGUGUUGAUGCUGUGCCAGAACAAAAGCCCACACGCUUUAGUUUCCAGUCCGUAGUUUUUUUCUUAGUACUUAAUCAUCUCUAAUCUAUGUCAAUCAAUGUACAAACAGACUUGCAUCCUGUUUGUCAUAAAUAUGUCUUAACGUAACAAGAUAUCUGAUAUUACGCUAAGAAUAUGCUAUACUUAUAUCCCUCUACUUAACUUCUCUGAUGUGCUUGUAAACUUGGUAGCCUGGUUCAUGUUCUAACUGUUCGAUGCACCUCAACACAGCUUUUAGAGGCUUAGAACUUUUACAGAGUGAAUCUACAAAGUAGAACAUCAGUAGAUUUUCAGGGGUUAGACUCUAGUCAGCGCCAUAGAGAUAUAAAUAGAGUGCUUUAUUCUCUGUGGUCUGUGCAUGGAUUUCUCAAGGCAUCUAUUUAUUUUGUCUGCAUAGGGGUUGUUUUGAUACAUAUUACGAUUUAUCUUCUGCAGCUGCUUGCUGCCCAACUGUUUCUUUCAGUGCACUGUAUAAGAACUGUUUGCACAGUAUGAGUGUGUACACAGGUAAGUGUAGGCAUAUAUCGGCUGUAUUUAUGGACUGUUUCUGUGCAUGUGUAUGUAUGAGUGUGUGUAUGCGUUUGUGUUUCUUUGAAAUCAUCUAUCUUGGAUCAAAUCAAGUGGCCUUUAGCAUUCCAUCAUGGCCUCUGCUCCUAUGUACUGGUUCUGUUCCGUUUCACAUUACAUCAAUCUGCUUAGAUUGUGUUUGCGUGUUUUUGUGUUGUGGGAAAGGGGGGAUUUGUGUGUAUGUAUGUGUGUGUGCCUUUCCUAGUGAUCAUGUUACUCUUUAGGACAGAAAAAGCAUGAAGAUAAAUAAAACAUAGAACAUGAUACAGUAAAUAGAUGUUUGCAAGGCUGUCUUACUCUAGUAAUUCUCAAAUUGUUCAUUUUGAGAGAUUCAGUCCACAUAAACAUGUUCAGCACCUGUACAUUACAUUUGCAUGUAUUCAUUACUAACAUCUGGACGUUGGAGAUAUACCUUAAACUCCACUUCACUGAACAUUUUCAGAAUCUCAGCAACAUUCAGCAUGUCUACAGCAGCCUACACCUCCAACAGUGAUGAGUAUAUCUCUGUAUUAGGUAGCUUUCACGUUAUAGAUUUCAGUGUCACAUACUGUAGGUCUUAGUUGUUGCAGAAGGUCAUCAAACCUGUAGUCGUGCCAAAACAGAAUAGAUUGUCCUAAACUGUCUAAUUUGUGUUUUUGCAUAGGAAAAAGAAAGGAUGGAAAAUGUUUAAAAAAAACAUUGCAUGAAACAACACUUCUCUAUCUUUAUAUUUUAGGGAUGUGAAAGAAACUAUUUAUGUUAUAAAUUUAGGAGCAUCCUCACAGUUUUAUCUGUGAGCUGCAAAUGGGCCAACAAGUGCAAUAUUUAUUAAAUAAAUUCCUGUGUACAUAGUCUUCUCCAUUAGGGUAAUAGCUCCCUUUGCAGAAGCGUGUGACUGUUAGCUGAGCUGUAAGUUGUGGCACUACACCCAUUAAAGAGACUUCUGUGUGGAUGUGAGCUUUAUGGGGAUCUGCACUGGGAGUCAAUCUGUAAGGGUGUGUUUGUGUGGGGGUGUGUGUGUGUGUGUGUGCGCCAUAGCAAUUCCUACUGUCUUGUAUAUUGUGUACCUUUUUUACGGAUCUAUCCUCGUGCUGUAUGCUGUACCUCUCGCUAGCCGUUGGUGACCCUCGUAUCAUGAUGUCCAAAUGCAGUGUUGUGGAAGAUAGUCAGGGAACAUUAGUCUAUGCCAUAUUCCGUACUGAUCUGCUGUAUGUCUAUCUGAGAAAAAUUAUGUGUGCAUUGUUGCGUAGCAGUAGUAUUCCAUGACAAUAUACGUGGAACAGUUUGACAUGUGGAGCGUAAGACAAAGGACAGAGCUUUUGAAAAAUCAAUAUGGCUAUUCCAAAGCUCAUUCUAAUGUUCUAGUCAGCCCAUAUUUCCCUAACUGGAUAUUUUAUUUAUACCUUUAAGUGUGUGAGCAAUGUACAAAAUAUGUUUUUGAGAUGAUAGGAAAUAAACAAAUUGUAUUCAUGUGG